This is a messenger RNA of Hippopotamus amphibius kiboko, 3547 nucleotides long. It is a transcript of the gene PARP12, whose product is annotated as poly(ADP-ribose) polymerase family member 12. Lineage: Eukaryota; Metazoa; Chordata; Mammalia; Artiodactyla; Hippopotamidae. The record is from RefSeq and is a predicted model, not a curated record. The coding region runs from base 314 to 2584 and encodes 756 amino acids. The transcript is spliced from 12 exons. Gene Ontology annotation, molecular function: metal ion binding; NAD+ poly-ADP-ribosyltransferase activity.
GGUCUGCCCGCCGCGCUAUUUCCCGACGUCCGGACUCGGAGAGGGCGGCGCGCGCUGCGGACGGCCCCACCCCCCUCGUUCAGGCGAAGGCGUUUCGAGAACGCAAAGCGCGGCCCCAAGGCGGUGGUGCCUCUUGCUCCGUCACCCCUCUGAGGGACCCGAAGGCGAAUCCCCGGGCCGCCGAAGAAGCGGCUGUGGGCUUCCGACGGGGCGGGCGGCCUCGCGGGCUGGCGGGCUGGCGGACGCUCACGGCUGGGGGCCCUGGGGCCGGAAGGCGCCCAGCCCCGCUCAGCUGCUGGCCGGGGGCGUGGCGAUGCCGCCGGCUUCUGUUUUCUCCGGGCCCGGCGGAGCUUUCGGUUUCGUUUCCGGCCGUCUCCACCCCGCGGGAGCCGCCUGCGCCCCGCCAGUCCCCGGCCCGACGGCCAUGGCGCCGCCCGCCCUCCUCCGCGAGGUGACCCAGGUGCUGUGUGCGGCCGGGGGCGCCUUGGAGCUGGAGGAGCUGCGGCGCCGCGUGCGGCCGAGCGUCGGCGGGGACGUGCUGGAUCGGCUGCUGCGGGAGCACGGGCGCUUCGCGGUGGUGCGGCGGGCGGCCGGGGCGGGCGCGGCGGCGGCCGUCGAGCGUGCGGUGCUGGCCGUGUCGCCGCUGCGCGUGUGCGGCGCGUACCAGGGCCCGAAGCCGGGCUGCGUGGGGCUGUGCACGCAGCUGCACCUCUGCAAGUUCGUGUUCUACGGCAAGUGCAAGUUCCUGAGGGACGGGAAUGACUGUAGGAGUAGUCACAGCUUGAUGUCCGAUCACAACGUGAGCGUGCUGAAAACCCAUGGCGUGGACCACCUCAGCUACAGUGAGCUCUGCAUGCUCUUGUUACAGAACGAUCCCUUGCUCUUGCCAGAGAUCUGCCUUCAUUACAACAAAGGAGAUGGACCCUAUGGCUCUUGUUCCUUUAAAAAGCAAUGUAUCAAACUCCAUGUCUGCCAGUAUUUUUCACAGGGUGAAUGCAAAUUUGGCACUGGCUGUAAGAGAUCCCAUGAUUUCUCUACUUCUGAGAACCUGGAAAAACUGGAGAAGUUGGGCAUGAGGUCACAGCUGGUGAGCAGGCUGCCUUCCAUUUACAGAAAUGCUCAUGCCAUCAAGAAUAAGAGCUCUGCCUCCAUCAGAGUGCCACCUCCUCCCUCGAGGUCACAGGGGGCUUCUGAAAGAAGAGACACAGGUUCUGUGUCCUCAAACAUUGCCAACCAAGAGGAGAGUGAUCAGAUCUGCUUAUUUCAUAUUUGGAAGAGUUGUAGCUUUCAAGAUAAGUGCAGUAGAGUUCAUUUCCAUUUGCCAUAUCGAUGGCAAGUCUUAGAUGGAGGCAAGUGGAAGGAUUUGCACAAAAUGGAGCUUAUUGAAGAGGCAUAUAGCAAUCCUGCAAGAGACGGGGUCACAUGCACUGAGACAGCCAGUAGUUUUCUCACUGGUUUUCUGAACUUUGACUCCAUGACGUUUGGUGCCAACCGGGCUCGCCGCCUCUCCACAGCCUCCUCGGUCACCAAACCUCCACACUUCAUCCUCACCACUGACUGGGUUUGGUACUGGACUGAUGAGUUUGGCUCUUGGCAGGAAUAUGGAAAACAAGGCAUGGAGCACCCCAUGACCAGCGUCCACAGCAGCGAUUUGGAGAAGGCCUACCUGGCGCACUGUGCCGCGGGGUCUGACCCCCAGGCAGCCACUCUGAGGUUCCAGGCAGGAAAGCACACGUAUGAAUUAGACUUCAAAGCCUUCAUUCAGAAAAACCUGUUCUAUGGCACAGCUAGAAAGGUUUGCCGGAGACCCAAGUAUGUAUCUCCCCAGGAUGUGAAGAUGAAGCAAACCUGCAGUGUCAAUUCUCAAGGCCUAAAGAGCAUCCCUGACCAUUGGGACCACACGGCCCUGCCGGACACUGGCUUUAAGAGGAUCGCCCUUCCUUUGUCCUCAGAAGAGUUUCAAAAGGUGUGGAACCUCUUUAGCUGUACGAUGCCUCUUCACUACAUUCAGAAGAUCGAGCGGGUCCAGAACGUGGCCCUCUGGGAAGUCUACCAGUGGCAAAAGGAGCAGAUGCAAAAGAGAAAUGGCGGGAAGACGGUGGAUGAGAGGCAGCUGUUCCAUGGCACCAGCACCAGUUUCGUGGAUGCCAUCUGCCAGCAGAACUUUGACUGGCGGGUCAGUGGUCUUCAUGGUACUUCCUACGGCAAGGGGAGCUACUUUGCCCGGGACGCCGCAUAUUCCCACCACUACAGCAAAACUGACACCCGGUCCCACAUGAUGUUCCUGGCUCGCGUGCUCGUGGGUGAAUUCGUCCGAGGCAACGCCAGCUUUGUCCGCCCCCCGGCAAAGAAGGGCCAGGGCAGUGUCUUGUACGACAGCUGCGUGAACAGCAUGUCUGACCCCUCCAUCUUCGUGGUCUUCGAGAAGCACCAGGCCUAUCCAGAGUAUGUCAUCCAGUACACUGACUCCGCCAAGCUCGCAGCCGCCGCCUCCGCCAGGCCCGCAGCCGCUGCCUCUACCAAGCCCACUGCCGCCGCCUCCAACCUGUUCUCCUUGGCUGCUUUCUUCGGUGGCCAGCAGUGAACACCCCAAUGGUUUUAUGCCUUUUUGGCUGAUCUUAUUUGAAAUAGCUAUUAGGGAAAGUUUUUUUUUUUUUUUAACAGAAAACUUUUAAUGAACUGUUCAUUUAACAUUGACUUCUUCUUUUUUUUUUUUUUUAAUUUUUUUUUUGGGGGUACACCAAGUUCAAUCAUCUGUUUUUAUACACAUGUCCCCGUAUUCCCUCCCUUCCUUGACUCCCCCACCCUCGAGUUCCCCCCACCCUCCCCGCCCCUAACAUUGACUUCUUAAUGAAGUUACAUUCUUAAUCUCUGGCUGAUAAUAUGUUCACUUUUAAGUCACUUUUGGACUCGCCAGUAGUGAUUGUAGGCGAACCCAUUAUUGCUUUUUACUCAGGUGUUAAAGUUUUAGUUUUUACUCUUUGUUGACUUUGCCGCAGAUUGGCACCAGGCACAGAGUUUCCAGACACUAUUUUAUGGAUUGGUUUUAAUUUUCAGGAGUUACUGUCUCUUCAGUGGUUUGAUUUUUCAGGGUCUUGGUGGCACCUGGUUUUGUUCUUGUCAGAAUGGCACAGUAGCCAUUGGUGCAAGAGAUCCUGGGUCACGGGCCUGGCGAGGCACAGUCGUCGUGUCUGUUGCCGUGUCUCCAAUCUAGGCAGCUCUUCUGCUGCUUUUCCUAGGCUUCCAGCCUUGAAAUUGGCCCAUAUAUCAUGUUGUUAGGACCAGUGGCUAUUGUCCUUUGGUGUCAUUGAGUCUCUGUCGGUCUCCCUUAGUCCUGGCAGCGGUCAGUGUCACCCAGGAAGUGCGUUCACCCUGGCAGGUGUCAAGGAUGAGUGGCUCCCCCCCAGGACCUGGCCUGGCCCGUGAAUGCCUACCCCUGCCUCUACACCGAACGCCCUCUGAACAAGGGUUUUAUGUCUCCAUGAAAUCUGAAUACCUGUGCUGCAAUGUCACAGCAGAGUCUGGGAAUAAAAGAAUAUUUAUCUGA